This is a messenger RNA of Brenthis ino (lesser marbled fritillary), 267 nucleotides long. The record is from the annotation of a GenBank genome assembly. NCBI's taxonomy places the organism in Eukaryota, Metazoa, Arthropoda, Insecta, Lepidoptera, Nymphalidae.
AUGUUCGAUAUCAAUGACAUUGACGAGAGAUGCAUAGCAUUGCACCGCUCGAUACGUAGUAGUGAGUGCAGCCGUGGCCCGUGGGCCGUCAGCCGGGAGAUGCAGGCGUGCAGGUUGCACGCCCGCCCCCGGCCCGCCCCACGCCCCCGCCCCGCGCCGCCACCACCUCGCCUCAUCGCCACGACACCACUUGUUUUGAUGUACGGCCACUCGAGUAUGCAAAACUUGAGCUGUUACUUCGAUAUUCCUCUUGUAGGGUCACAACUU